AUUUUCUACAUAUAAUAUUGAAAAAAAGUCAAUAUGACUAUUUUACUUUUUUAGCAAUAUAACUUCACCGCCAACCUUUCUUCUCUUCCAUUUUUCCACUCUGCUCUUCCUUCUUCCGCUUCCUUUUCUCGCCCCAACAUUCCAAUUCCCAUCUCCUCCUUCACUUCCAUUCACCCUUUUACUUCCUCUUCGUAUAUAAAUAUUGUGAAGAACAUUAUUUUAGGAUUUCUGUCCAGCACAUUCCUGACACAACUUUAUUUGGAAUAUCAUUUCCGAAAAACUAUUCACUAUUCCCCCGAGUUUUUAGUGAGAAAGAGUGCGAUUCUUCUUCUCCUUCUUCUUCCUCUUUCUUCAUUGUAAAUGGACAAAAAUUACUUUAUGAACGCCGGAAUUUCUCCAUGGACAGAAGUGACCUGCGGGGCCGAUCAGUCGUUCAUCGAGCCCAACGAUGACCAAUUCUCGUACUUGGACUCGUCCUUGGCCCUCCGCGAACUGAUCCGGAAGCUCGGCGGCGACGCGGUGACCCCCGCUGCUUUUCCGGCGGCAGAUUGCUCCAACUUCGCCAGCACCACCACCGAAGGCAGCUCCCUAGCCUCUCCCAAGCUGAAUCUGCCGAUCGUGGACCAAAUGAGCAUCUCCAAUUUCGGGAGCAUGGCAACCCUAGCCCCGCCUCUUCCGUCGCUCGCGGCCGAUCCGGGGUUCGCUGAGAGGGCGGCCAAGUUCUCCUGCUUCGGCAGCCGGAGCUUCAAUGGCAGGUCCCAGCCGCAAUUAGGGCUGAGCAGCAAUGGCGAAAUGGGGAUUAGAUCCAGCAGCAAUCCAUUUUCCGCGACUAACGGUAAAUUAUCCCGUGUUUCGAGCAGUCCGGCCCUCAAGCAAGGCGGAUCGGCGAUGGCGAGUAGGAAUUCAGGCCAGAUGGAGAUUCCCAGGCCCGGGAAAAUGGGGCCUGAGAAGAAAUUAGGUAAACUGUUGGGGUCGAAUGCUAAUUCUUCGAAUGAGGAGUCCUCUGUUUCGGAACAAAUCCCGAGUGGUGAAACGGGGUCCAAGAUCUCGAACGAGAUGAACUCUAGGAAGAGAAAAUCUGGUUCCAGAGGGAAAUCUAAAGAUGGGUCAAACUCAGCGAAGGUAAGUGAAGGCGGUGAAGAUGCAGAUGCGAAACGUUCAAAGCCAACUGAAGGUGGGAAAAUUGAGACCAAAACAGAAGAGGAAAAUUUCAAAGGAGCCUCAAAUGAGGAAAGCGAGAAAAGAAAGGUCGAUGAGAAGCCGUCUGAGCCACCAAAGGAUUAUAUUCAUGUCAGAGCAAGAAGGGGCCAGGCCACUGAUAGCCAUAGUCUAGCUGAAAGAGUUCGCCGUGAAAAAAUCAGCGAGAGAAUGAAACUUCUCCAAGAUCUUGUACCUGGUUGCAAUAAGGUGACUGGGAAAGCACUCAUGCUUGAUGAGAUCAUUAAUUACGUACAGUCCUUGCAACGCCAGGUUGAGUUUCUGUCCAUGAAAUUGGCCUCGGUCAAUCCAGGCCUUGAUUUCAACAUGGAAAAUCUUCUCUCCAAGGAUAUGUUUCAGCAAAAUGCAAUCUCUCUGCCCCAACAAAUGUACCCUUUGGAUUCCUCUUCACCAGCAGCAUUCUAUCAGCAAAAUAUACACCAAAUACAUCAUAAUCAGAACAAUUGUUCAAGCAUAUUGACCGGUCCAUUAGGCCAAUGCACAGUGGAUUCUCUACCUAUGGAUGCCCGCAAUUUAGGAAUUCAUUUGCCUUCUGCUAACGGGUUUAACGAUACUAUUACUCAGUUUCCUUUAUUCAAUGAAGAUGAAUUGCAGAGCAUUGUUCAGAGGGGGAGUGUCCAAGAUCCGGUUAACUUUUCUGGCUCAACUCAAAUUGCCAACAUGAAAAUUGAGCGGUGAAAAUUCAAGAAGUCCUGGACUGGAAGAGGGAAAACACUUGGUUGUAUAUAAGUGAGGCUUCACUUCACCAGCUGGAUGAAUUUGAUAAAAUCAACCUUAGAACUAGUCCACGGAUUUUUAUCUUUUUCUUUUUUUUUUUUNCCCAUUU
Molecule: messenger RNA, 2044 nt
Organism: Striga asiatica
Lineage: Eukaryota; Viridiplantae; Streptophyta; Magnoliopsida; Lamiales; Orobanchaceae
Source: the annotation of a GenBank genome assembly